UCCAAGGGGUGCCUUGAGUUUACCGAGAUUGAGAACUGCCGCGUUAAUACAUUCGGCAGGGGUAGACUGCGUGAAGGUGUACUCAGAGACCUCGAGAGGCAGAGUCGCAAACAAGAGAACAUUCGCCUUUUAGAAGAUCAGAUUAUUUUGACCAAGCAUCUGGAAGCAGAAAGAGACAGGCAGGCUGUGGACAGAGGACCCCAGCAAUCCUAGAUGUAGAACGGGAGUAUUAG
Alligator sinensis (Chinese alligator) is the source of this 233-nucleotide messenger RNA. It is a transcript of the gene PET117, whose product is annotated as PET117 homolog. Lineage: Eukaryota; Metazoa; Chordata; Crocodylia; Alligatoridae. The annotation marks the transcript as partial. The record is from RefSeq and is a predicted model, not a curated record. The transcript has 2 exons.